Cynocephalus volans (Philippine flying lemur) is the source of this 1710-nucleotide messenger RNA. Its product is annotated as inaD-like protein. Gene Ontology annotation, molecular function: protein binding. Gene Ontology annotation, cellular component: cytoplasm; bicellular tight junction; plasma membrane. Gene Ontology annotation, biological process: regulation of microtubule cytoskeleton organization; tight junction assembly; microtubule organizing center organization. The transcript has a single exon. The record is from RefSeq and is a predicted model, not a curated record. Lineage: Eukaryota; Metazoa; Chordata; Mammalia; Dermoptera; Cynocephalidae.
AUGCCUGAAAAUCCUGCUACAGAUAAACUGCAGGUCCUGCAGGUUCUUGAUCGCCUCAAAAUGAAAUUACAGGAAAAGGGUGACACAUUACAGAAUGAGAAGCUAUCUAUGUUUUAUGAGACAAUAAGGAGUCCUCUCUUCAACCAGAUACUCACACUUCAGCAGUCCAUCAAGCAACUGAAGUGGCAGCUCAGCCAUAUACCCUCAGACUCUUCAGCCAACUUUGAUUUUUCUAGGAAAGGUCUGUUAGUGUUCACGGAUAGGUCCAUUUCUAACGGGAAUGCCCACAGGCCCUCUACUAACUUGACUGUAUCUGGGUUAUUUCCUUGGAUUCCGAAGUCAGGAAAUGAGGACUUUAACUCAGUCAUUCAACAGAUGGCCCAGGGCCGGCACGUUGAAUAUAUAGAUAUAGAACGACCUUCAACUGGAGGCCUUGGAUUCAGUGUGGUGGCACUUAGAAGUCAAAAUCUGGGAGAAGUUGAUAUCUUUGUGAAGGAGGUACAACCAGGUAGUGUAGCAGACAGGGAUCACAGGUUAAAGGAAAAUGACCAAAUAUUGGCCAUUAAUCACACACCACUGGAUCGGAACAUUUCUCAUCAGCAAGCGAUUGCAUUAUUACAACAAACCACUGGAUCCUUACAUCUGGUUGUGGCCAGGGAACCAGUCCAUACAAAAAGCAGUGUUUCUACCAGCCUAACUGAUACAACUCUGCCUGAAACAGUUCGUUGGGGCCAUAUUGAAGAUGUUGAACUCAUUAAUGACGGCUCUGGAUUAGGUUUUGGAAUAGUUGGAGGAAAAUCAAGUGGUGUGGUUGUGAGGACUAUAGUUCCUGGAGGAUUAGCAGAUUGAGAUGGAAGACUCCAGACAGGGGACCACAUCUUGAAGAUUGGUGGCACAAACCUGCAGGGAAUGACCAGUGAGCAAGUUGCUCAAGUGCUGAGGAACUGUGGGAAUUCAGUCGGGAUGGUCGUUGCUAGAGACCCAACUGGUGAAAUUUCGGUGACCCCUCCUGCCCCUGCAGCCUUACCUGUUGUCCCACCCGCUGUAGCCAACAAGAGCCCUGACUCUGACAGUUCUCUUUUUGAAACUUAUAAUGUUGAACUCAUUAAAAAAGAUGGACAGAGUCUUGGGAUUAGAAUUGUUGGCUAUGUUGGAACAUCUCAUACAGGGGAAGCUUCAGGGAUUUAUAUGAAGAGUAUCAUACCUGGCAGUGCUGCAUACCACAAUGGCCACAUUCAAGUGAAUGACAAAAUAGUUGCUGUUGAUGGUGUGAAUAUUCAGGGUUUUGCCAACCAGGAUGUUGUUGACGUUUUACGAAAUGCAGGGCAGGUGGUACGUCUAACCCUAGUUCAAAGGAAGACACCCUUGUCUGCUCCACUUGAACAGCCCUCAGACAGAGGAACUAUUAUAGAACCACCAAAAACACCAGUCCUCUUUCUAACUGGAGCAGUGGAAACAGAAACUAAUUUGGAUGGUGAAGAUGAGGAAAUUGAAGAAAGAAUGGAUAAUCUCAAAAAUGAUGACAUACAUGCCUUAGAAAAAUUGGAAAGAGUCCCAGACUCUCCAGAAAAUGAGCUGAAAUCCAGAUGGGAAAACCUAUUGGGCCCUGAUUAUGAAGUAAUGGUUGCUACUUUGGACACACAGAUUGCAGAUGAUGCCUUUGAUAUUUUAGAUGCACAUCUAAAAUGCCACGGGCAUUUCUAUGAAUAA